AACAAGGAUAACAUUUUCUUGAGGGAAAAAACCACCGUAGCAAAAGUUUGUUUUGACAGUGGUGUAAUUAUUUCGUGCACAUUGAUUUAUUAUGUCUCCUACACGCGGGUGUUGUGUUUGCCUAAACCCUAAGAUGACUAAGCCUUUACGAUAGCUAUCAAUCCUUCGUUCUGCAGUUGGAAGUAGUGCUCGCUUUCAAUGUCGCAGGCGCACCGAGCGCCAAAUAAAUUACUACCGGCUGGUUGUGCACUAUUAGUCAUUGGGAUAAUUUUGUGCUUGAUCUAAUGAACACUUUUCAAGCGACGAAGAGGUUUUCAUGCUACCUAUUAUCAUUUGGUGAAUGGAUUUGCAAGAUUUUAACUUUUAAUGUUAAUCCCCAACAUCUUGUCGAACAGCUUAACUCUAGUGUCUGAUAUAAAUGUUUUUAUUUUAUGCGAUCUGUUCACGCACUGACUCAUUCGUCCAUCGCCGUUUGGAUUGAAAAACAUAAACCCUAGCCACAGUUCUUGGAAACCAAAAAAAAAAAACACACCGGUUCACUGUCUGUGUUUAUCGGCGUGCCAUGAGUACCAUAUUGCGCGCCGGAUCUGUUCGUUUGUCGGUGACGGCGUCUUACUUGCAAGAUCACGCCGCCGCUUGCUUACUGUGCCGCCUGAACCCAUUGCGUCACAUUUGCGAAGGAAACUGUACGCGAAUGGCACACUCGCACAGCAGCACCUGUCACCCAAAAUUCGAUGACAUGAAAAAUGAAAAGAAACAAUUUUCAGAACUGCUACGCAGCAUUACUGUCGCCAGUGAUCCAGAUCCGAGAGGAGGAAGCAACAGCAAAAAAAAAUUACAACAGUAAUCCCCAUUAUAUACAUCAACACUGUUGGUUGUAGGGGUAGUAGAAUUGGCAAGCCAAAAAAAAAAAAUCCAUCUGUUUUUUAAACUGCUGACUCUUGGUUCCGAUGAAACGUACGCCAACUCUUCUGCAGCUUCUGCUAGCGAAACGUGGAAGAUGAUCAUUGUCAUGUCAUGAAUUUAUUUUUAUGUUGUCCGAUCACCGUCAUCGUCGCAAGCGCAGCACGAACGCACGUGUUUCAUGUUCGUUUAGCUCUCGUGUGCGAACGUGUGGUGAAAAAUUCUGAUAAUCAUUCCCGCAAGCACCUGCGCCCCAUCCGCGAUCGAUCAGGUACUGAAAGGAGAGUAUGUGUCAUGUGCUCUUGUAAAGAUAGCUUAUUCGUGAAUUAACAGUAUCAAUUAUUUGUGUUGAGUAUAAUUGGUUUAAUUUAUUAAUUCAUUUUGCUAGUAUAAAACACGUACUUUCUUGUCGCUCACACAGCAAAGCUGACGUACAUCCAUCUCGUUAAACAAAUUAUUUCUUGACCUCUGCCCCUUUCUAAAUGCCCUCACGCGAGAUCACGUUGCUUCAGGUUGUGGCUUUCUUGUGUCCAUUUUCCUCUACCAAACGCACACCAAUGUAGAAGUUAGUGUCAAUUUUCCGACCACAAAAACGAGAUCCCUCAAUCUGCAGAAGAGAACGUAACGUCCACCGGGAGCAAGAGAGCUUCAACGAUGUUUGAUCGCCGGGAGACAGCGAGAGUCUCUAGUGACCUCUAUCCCCUGCACCAAGCGAGAGGAAAAGAGAAACCGAAAAAGAGUAUUGGAAAAUUUUACCAUAUCCCCAAUAUUCCCAACGGUACCAGUUUUCGCCUCACGCAAGUACCCGCAAGUCGUACGUGAACCAACGUCGGUGUGACAUUACGAUUCGUGAUCAUUGGAGGUUCGUUCACGUAAUCGGUGAAGAUAUACGCCAAGAAAUGCCACCAGUAGCAACUCAACGCCCAUACGUGGAGAUCACGGAACAGCCGCAUCCGAAGGCGCUGCGGUUUCGCUAUGAGUGCGAAGGACGUUCGGCCGGUUCGAUUCCCGGCGUCAGUACAACGUCCGAACACAAAACGUUCCCCAGCAUACAGGUGCACGGUUACCGGGGACGUGCGGUCGUUGUGGUGUCCUGCGUCACCAAGGAAGGGCCCGAUCACAAACCGCAUCCGCACAAUCUGGUCGGUAAGGAGGGCUGCAAGAAGGGCGUUUGUACGGUUGAGAUCAACAGUACUACCAUGAGCUACACGUUCAACAAUCUGGGUAUACAGUGCGUGAAGAAGAAGGACGUUGAGGAGGCACUUCGUUUGCGCCAAGAAAUUCGGGUCGAUCCGUACAGAACUGGAUUUGGCCACGCCAAGGAACCCGGCUCGAUCGACCUUAACGCUGUCCGUCUGUGCUUCCAGGUGUUUCUCGAAGGUCAACAGCGUGGACGCUUCACGGAGCCGCUUGCUCCGGUAGUGUCGGAUAUUAUCUACGAUAAGAAGGCUAUGUCCGAUCUGAUCAUCUGCCGGUUGAGCGACUGCUGUGCUCCGACGUCCGGUGGAAAGGAGAUCAUUCUGCUCUGUGAGAAAGUGGUCAAGGAGGACAUCAAGGUGCGGUUCUUCGAAAAGAAGGGCAAUAUUACGGUAUGGGAGAACUAUGCAGAGUUUUCGCACACCGAUGUACACAAGCAAGUUGCCAUCAGCUUCCGCACACCACCGUACAAAGCGAUUGAAAUAAGUGAUCCUGUGCGAGUUUACGUGCAGUUGGAGCGACCAUCGGACAACACGUACUCGGAUGCUCGAGAUUUCCAGUUUAUACCACUAGACUCAGGUAGGCGCCGAUUUUCCGCACUACAUCGUGAACUCAUGAAAAAUCCCAACGCCGAUUCUCCCGAGAAUCAGCUGUUCAAGCGCAUCCUGCUCGAGGGGUCGAACAGAUCGGUCCUGGAGCAGCAGACACACGUGGUUAAGCCCAUUAAUGGUCCCUCUUUGCGUACCGAGGAAGUGAUCGUACUUGACACUCCGAACGUUGAGGAUAAGCCGUUCGUCGCAGAAACGGUAACCAGCGACCAGAAAACGACCGAAUGGAUACAACGAAACGAAUUCAACGUGACAGCCAACAAUGGGAACACCAUCGGCAGUGGUAGUUCCUCAGGCGAUGACAAUCAAAUGAUCACCGGUGACACUAACAACAAUGUUUAUCAGCCAAAUUCGUUCGAUCUGCCCGAUGGCACCAUGCACAACACAGACGCAAAUGCGAAUGGACUCUCCGCUGCUGCUGCUGCUACUUCUGCUGCUGCUGGUUCUGCCGCUGUACCGGACGAUGAUCAGACUUUAAAGGAGCUGUUGGAGCAGGUGGCUGAACUGGACGAGAUCUACACCGAUCAUCAGUUGCGUCGCGAAAACUUGAUACUGGAGCAGGAGUUGAAAACGCUCGAACAAACGGUACCAGUCCAGCUCGGAUCACCUGGCGGUCAACCGAUGGACAUAGACGAGGUGUUUGAUGAUGCUGCCACUUACACCAGCCUUCAGCGGGCCUUCAAGAAUCCGCUCUCGAUUACGCUUGGUCCGCCGAUUCCACCGAGACCGGAGCAUGCAAAGUUGGAUGCGGGUGUGUACGAUGCGGUGGAACCACUCCAUGUACCCACAAUCGAUGUAACCUCGCUGAAGCGUGAGUCGCAAGAAAUGGAAAAGCUACCACCAUUGCCACCGAAGCGUGCCAAACCGAGUGUUCAAAACAAGGAAAACAACGCGCUGGAUGCCAACGACGAGGUGCUUUUGAAUACGAUCAUACGCAAAGGUUCGAUGCGCAGUUUGGCACCUCGUCCACAGUCCGAUCAGAUCAUUAUCAUGAAAUCUCCCGAUAGUCCGCUGAAUAAGAAACUUCCUCCGACGCCACCCAGCUCACCCUCGAAGGGUUCUUCGACGGCCGGAGGAACGGCACCUGCCGGAGACUUCAAUACGCUGCCCAAGAACAGCAAUAAAAAGCCGGGAUUUUUCUCAAAGUUGUUCUCGCGCAAGAAAAGCAAAUCAGACCUAACGGCCAGCACUAAUACGCUCAAUCGCAAGAACGCAUCCGGUGCGUCCAAAGAACCAAGCCUAACGGUGGACUUUGAGGGCAAUGAGGGUUCGUCACCACACCGUAAAGGAUCGCUACGCGAUUCGUCGUCGGGUGACAAGCGAAAGGCCGGAAAGCCGGUCGCUCGGAGCGUGAGUAGCGUUAGUGCCCGCCGACCAACGUCGGAUGCCAAUCCGGAUUAUAUCUAUAUCCCGCUGAAGGGUGAUGGACCGACGGGCGGUAUGCAAUCGCGCAAUGGUGGCAGUGGAACGCACCUCUCCCUACCGGGCAAUGAUUCGUACGAGCGAGCUAGUACGGCUUCAUUGCCACCGCUCGAUCGCAAAGCGGUCAGUGCCUUGCAGCUGGAUGUACCGAUUCAGGACGGUAAUCUGGAGCUAGUGGCGAUUGCUGAUGCGCGCAGCAUAAAGAAUCUAGUCGAGGGCAACUAUGGCGUUCAGCUGGACCCGAACGUAGAUCUGACGGAGGCGGAACACUUUGCACUUUACACCUCGAUUGCGCCGAACGCCGCGCUCAGCGAAUUUGAUGAAACUUCCUGCUAUUAUGCGCCGGUAGAACCAAGUCCACUGAUCACCACCUCCCAACAGUAUCCGGCGAACCAGCAGAACCAGCUGCAGCAGCAACAGCAGCAGCACCCGAGCCAAAUUACACGGAUGGUCACCGAUAGUGAUGUUUGAGAGGAACUGAUACAUUUUAUUUUUGAUCCACUUUUAUGCCCUGAGCUACUCCAGAGCAAUGAUUUCUUGUGCAUAUCAUAGCAACAACGAUCGCAACAGCAAUCGUUCCACGAUCAUCAACCAUAUACAUAGUUACCAUCAUCGCGGCACACCUGUACUAAUGUAAUCUUUUCUUUUUUUUUCGCAUUUUUUUUCGGUUACUGCCCUCCACAAUACACACACGCACACGGGCGCAAAUCUGCUUGAUACCAAACAAAAAAAACCCC
Molecule: messenger RNA, 4867 nt
Organism: Anopheles funestus (African malaria mosquito)
Lineage: Eukaryota; Metazoa; Arthropoda; Insecta; Diptera; Culicidae
Gene: dl
Product: embryonic polarity protein dorsal
Exons: 4
Coding region: 1803-4601 (932 amino acids)
Biological process (GO): cellular response to stress; inflammatory response; innate immune response
Cellular component (GO): cytoplasm
Molecular function (GO): DNA-binding transcription factor activity; DNA binding
Source: RefSeq, a predicted model, not a curated record